UGCCUGAAAAAAUAAACAUUCUGUUAAAAACUCAUCCCACUGGCAUCAAAACGAAUUGAUGUAAAAAAAUUCAAGCUCUUUCUACGAUAGUCAAUGCAGUUUCAAAUAACCUUGGUUGUUCGGAUAAAUUUUUCUUCCAUUGUUUUUGUUCAAUUUGUUUUACAAGUCUUUCAUUUACGUAGUUUGGUUUAGCGUUGGACUGCUUGGUAUCCGUUAGUGGGUCUCGGUCCAUUCAUCAAAAUAAUUUGCAUUAAGCUCUUUUUCAAGAUCUAUCCACUCGCAUGUGACUCACGUCCUCUACAUCCGAUCGAUUAGAUGAGUCGGGAAGACUAAUUGACGUCACAACUACCAUAAGGCCUAUCGGGCAGCGAAACAUCAACAACAACAAAAAUAGUGGCAAGGAAAAAGCUGGUUGCUCAAGCUCGCCGGACGUUUGUUUUCAUGUAAGAUGUUGUCGAGUUGAUUAUAGGAAAUAUUGCAAGGAAAAUCCCAACUGGCAAUGUUUGAUAAUUGGAAGAAAGUAAGAUGAAUGCAAAUCUUGCUUGGGAACAGUCUUUCAAUGAAGAAGCGAGCUAUCAGCUUGAAGCCUAAUACUUGUGUUGUGUACCUAUGCAAUUUCACAUCUGGCUGUUCGAAGAAAGAUUAAUUGUGAAGUAAACUAGAGUAUCGAGGAGUGGGUUGGUCGCCACCAAUAAGUCUCCAAUGAUGAUAUGAAGAGUCAAAGUCGUUGUCUGGCUUACCAUUUCUGUUAUGGCGAACAUCGCAAAGCUAAUGAAGAAAGCCAUUGUAACCAGAAACGAAUGCACCAGAAUUGAACGAUUUUGACGUCUUCUUUGUAGAACUACGUUGUAUCUUGUCACACGAAAGCUUAUGAUGCUGUAUUGUAUUAUAAGGAACAGGCAGCUGAUGAUGGCUAAGAUGGCAUUGGCACGUAUCGUUUGAGACUGGGUCAUGAGAAAGUGCGACAGGAUUCCAUAGAGACAAGGCAAUAAUAUUUUCAGACGGUAAAAAUUUCGCACCAACAAAACGUUUGGACCAUCCAACUGUUCGAAUAUAUUAGCAUCCUAUUUUUUACUUUUAAUGUAAAAUACGAGGGGAAUUUCUAAGUAAAUAGUCAGUUUGAAAUAACGAGAGCCAGGCACGAAAAGCUACAUAUUAUCGUGUUUGAUGACAAACCAACCUUUGGCAGGUAAAGAUGAAAUUCAUUCUUUCAAACACUUUUUCAAAAAAGGACGUUUUCCAAUAUUCUGAAGGGGUUUGAGGUUUUUGCCCCUUCCCCUUUUCUGUGCCGAUGUUAGCAACGAUAGCCAUACCGAGGCUAGGCUUCAAUUUGUUGUUAUGUGGUGUGACUGUGACAACAAAAUUUCAAAAGGGCAAGCAAAAAAGAUCAGGAAGGAAAUGUUAUGGCGGCCGAACCAUGUGUUUCGUGAUCUAUGAGGAAUGGAUUUGUUGCACAGGACAAAAAGUACGGAUUCGAUUGCUUCAGAUCUAAAAUUUGGAAAUAAGGCAAAGAAAAAAGGGAAAAAAACAGGGAAGAAAAAGAAAAAGGACGACGAAAAGCAGCAGUCUACUGCCAGUGAAUGUGACAAGGAAGGCCUAAGCUACUACCGAAAAUAUUUUGUUUCCAAACCCGAAUGCCGAAUUUUGUUCAAGGAAAUUUCAGAUAAUUUUGAGCAAUGGCUAUCUUGGCAGCGGAAAAUUAUCAUUUGUGGACUUACAGAAAAGUGCUCUAAGUCACUUGUAAGAACGCUGGGGACUGUGGUUGAGCCAAUACGCCACGGGAAUGCAUUGGCUCUGAAUCCGUCCUUCGUCAAAAAGAAGAGUCUUUUAUACUCUAAAAAUGGCAAUUACUCCAAACCAAACUCUAUUUCAACCAUUUCUCCAAAUAAUGUUUCUCCCGUGCAAAGUAACACGAGUUACAAAGUCCUGAACGAGCAACGUUUACAUACAUUAGGGUUUUCCAACUCCGAACAGUAUUACAACGAUUUUACCAACGAACGAGAGGAUUUUUCACAUAGUUCCUUUUUUCCAGCUAUUGAAACGAAAGCACAAUUUACAUCUGCUAACCAGCAAUUGAACUUGGCUCAAUUGAGCCACAAACACCAGGAUUCUUGUUCACUAAAAUAUGCACCAUCUGAAUCAUUCUUCCCCAAAAUACUUCUUACAAAAUCAGAUGAACUUGGAAAACUCUGCACUCCCAAAUCAAUUGUUAGGAUAAAUAGUACUUUUUACACAUCAAAAGCCUUCAAGAAUAGAAAAUGGUGGCCAUCUUCAGCACCUCAAAAUGAUUUUCUGGCUCCAAGUGGGAAAAAAUUACUCUGGAACUUCAAAAAAAGACUUACAGUUAUAUAUGAGUGGUUUGGCAAUUGGAGUGAUGCUGAGCAAGGAGAUUGUCUUUUACAGAUUUUAUCAUGCUGUGAAGAGGAUGAACUGCAAUAUUUUAGCCAGUGUGUUCUCCAGAGGUUAAAAGAGCGGGAUGAUAUAAAUUGCUUGUCUGAUAAGCUACUCUUGAAAAUUUUUGGAAAUUUGGCAGCAGAAGACCUUUUGGCUGUAGGAUCUGUUUGUAAACAUUGGUAUUCAUUGGCCAAUGAUCAAGAUUUGUGGCGGAACAAGUGUCAAAUAAUUGGCCAGCACAAUGGUUUACCAGGUUUCACUCAAAAAGUGGAGUCUGUUGCAAAAGGUAGUUCUAUAGACUGGAAAAUUAUGUACAGAGAUCUCUUACUAAGACUGCAACAAAGAAAAACAGAAAUAACAUCAGAUGAAUCCGAAGAAUCUGAAUCUGAAGACGAUGAAUUCAAUGAUGCAGUUGAAGACAACGACAAAUCGUAUACCAUUGAAGAAAGCACUGAUGAUGAGGCUGACACUGCCAGUGUUGUAGACCAAAAUGAAGUAAAAAGCGAGGUAAAAAGCGACGCUGAGAGUUCGGAAGAAGCAAGUUCUGUAUCAGGAAUGUCAGAGUAUUUGAAUGGCAAUCUAACUUUGAUUGAGGACACAAUGCAACAGUUAUCUUCGCAAGCCAAAAGAGAGAACAGUGAUGAUGAAGAGGACACAGCCUUAGAUAUAAGACCAGAUGUAUCAAUGCAGGCACAUAACAAAAUACUUGAUGCCGUUAUGUCUGCAGAUGAUAUGCCAUAUAAAUUUGUAAACUUGGAAGGGAUCGGAUCUCUUAAGCGAGUCAGAAAGUUGCAGGGGCACAUCGAUGCUGUAUCAAGCGUUUGCUUUGACAAAAAGAGGGUUAUAAGUGGCUCUGCUGAUAGAACCAUUCGUGUUUGGGAUGUAAGAAGUGGCCGUAUUGUUCGAAAGCUGAAAGGUCACAAGGGUGGCGUUCGUGCAAUUUGUCUCGAUAAAGACCACAUCAUAAGUGCCUCUUGGGACACGACAAUCUUUGUUUGGAGUGCUGUUAAGUUUAGACGAAUCAAGACACUGGUGGGACAUAAAGACUGCGUUUCAUGCUUGGAUACUAAUGAAGAUAUAUUAGUAUCUGGUUCCCAUGACAAGACAAUCAAGGUGUGGGACAAAAUAACUUGGUCUUGCGUUUCAACAUUGUAUGGACACCAAGGUUGUGUGACGUCAGUUUGCUUGUUAGAAAACAACACAGCAUUGAGCGGAUCAACAGACUGGACUGUUCGACACUGGGAUGUUGCUAGUGGUUCGUGUUUGAGAUCAUUUCAUGGAAGCAAAGAAGUCAUUCUUACUGUCAAGUGUUGUGGAGAUCUUGUUGCUGGCGGUGCCCAAGAUGGGAAUCUGCUAUUUUGGGACAUCAAAACUGGAAAAUGUGAGGCAAUUAUACUAGCCCAUAACGGUCCACUCCAUUCAGUGUCUUUUUCUGGAGCACGCUUUGUGACUGCUGGAGGUGACCAGUUGGUGAAAGAAUGGGAUUUGUCGACUUGCUGUUGUCUUCGCUCUUUAACUGGCCAUAAAAACGUGGUUCUUUGUGUACAGGCCUCUAAGAGAAGGAUUGUGUCUGGCUCAGCUGAUGGAACUGUCCGCAUAUGGGACUUUGGCAAUCAUGUUCAGCAGGUUAUGUGAUCUAAUCUAAAAAUUCUGAAAAACGUUUUUAUGACAUCAUCCGUUAAGGAAUCUAUGAUAGACAUAUUUCAAGAACCUUGAAAGGAAUUUCAGUUUAAUCAAAAUUAAAACAGGCUUUGGAGAGAGGACGCUUCCUCUUAGAUAAGCUUUUUCACCGUACAUACCACGCACAUAUGUGCUAAUGUAUUCGAUUUAGUACUUUGAAAACCAAAGGUACCAAAGGUUGCUAGAUUAGUUAUUUUAAUUUGUUUUGAAUGUCCAGUUUAACCAGUAAAUAUUUUGUAAGACGUUCGCUAUGGUGACAUUUUCGUGUCUUGAGACAUAAAUGAUAGCAUUUUCAAUUAGAUAUUUUCAGAUUAGUUAUUCCCUUUAAAGAACUGUCCGCUGUUUGGAAUUUCAACUUAGUUUUUGAAUGUAUGUAGACAUAGCUUUCAUCGUCAAUGUUGGGAUUAUACUUGAUUGAAACAUUUUCGAAAGGUCUCUGUGCAGGUGUAUUUAGUUUAAUCUCACCAGAAUGUUUAAUCUCAUGGUUUUAGAUUUAUACGUUUAUCGUAGUCAUAAAUUGAUUUAUUAAAUUUCUGUAAGACUUAGCUUCCUAGGAUUAUUAUAUCUUGAAUGACUCGUAUUCAGGAAUACCCAUGAAUUUGUUGACUGAAACCUGCAAUAUUAAAUUGUAAUCUCCAUAAAUUCAUAGGUCUUUGAAAUUGAAAUACUUAUUCCUUCCAUGCAAAGAAAGCAAUUAGACACUCUUAAACCUAGCUCUGUUUAUUGCAAAUACUUGGGCCAUGUUAGUUUGAACCUUGUAUGUUAGUCUACAUUCAGUAUCAGUAUCAGUAUACAAUCAACACUCAAAGGUGCUGCAAUGAAAUUUUGUACCGCUUUGUAGGAUAACAUGUUAAGCAAGAAAACACAGGAAGGAAAAUAUAAACCUGUAUUCUUAACAUCUGUUUGCUAUUCUUAUUUUCUGCACUUUUUACAAGCGAGCUACUUAAACAUGAUGCAAUGUGAUAAAUCAUAUUUAUGAUUCAAAAUAUCACCUUUAUACAUCCCUCAGCACCUGAUUUAAGAUUUAUUGUUAUAUGGUUCAAGAAUAGGCGAGUUUUUUGUAUGUAUUUUAUUCGUUUCUAUUGUGUAUAGUAGCAUCUUAUGCUUAUAAUCACGAUAUUUCAGGUAGGAGGCAUCUUUGAUCAAGAAAAUAAAAAUUUAGUCAUCGCAAGAGUUGUCAAUUAAGAUGCUAGUCAGUAGCAAAUCAUAUUUGUGACGUCACACAUUUGCUUCUUAGACAUAAUUCAUUUAUAAACAAGUAUUCAGAAUGUAAUAAAACUGCGACCAAAAAUUGUAUUUUUUCUGUAAAUAUUGUACUUGUUGGCGACUGAAGAUCGAUAGCUUUUAAACUUAGUUUUAGUGUUUUGCAUUAUGUAACAAAUAUGUCUCGACUUUUAAUGGCAAUAAUAAAAAAAGCAAAGCAUUCAUUGUGUUUUUUCUUUCGUUUUUUCAACAAAUUUAUUUUUUGUUGAUUCUAAUUAUUGAUUUUUCAUCGAAACGGAACCUCUUGAUUAAUAAAACUUUGCGUAGCUUUUCAGUUGUUUAUGACUUUAGAAAUUUGCUAUGGCGAACAUGUAAACUGUUGAAAACAAAUCAAAUAUAGUUGUUAUGAAUAAUCUUCACAUUUUUAUUGCUUUAAAGAUCUUUACUACUUGACAAAAGAAUAGAAACUUUUCUAAUCUUGGAAUUUUCAAUUAAUUCAUAAGCAGGCUCAGAAAUACAGAGGAGCCUGCAUAAAUACAGAGGAGCCUCCAUGUAACGCACACCUCGCUGUAAAUACUCGGCUCUAAAAAUAUGGAAUGACACGUCUGUUGCUAUACGAGAAAGCUCAACUCUUGAUAGCCUUUAAAAAUAACUGGAAGCAAACAUACUGACCGAUCAAAUACCUUAACUUCAAAAUACGACCCCCUGGAAGAGAAGUAAUAUUAAGAAUUUACUUAAAAUCUUGCCUUUGAUUUUACCUUUGUUUUUAUUAAAUUGUAUAUAGUUAUUACUAGAUGCUGAAGGGUUUAUUUCGUGUGUAGAUAUUUAUUCGUAUCGUAACAUAUAACUCUUAUUCCCACAGCGGACAAUUAAACUGGCGCAAACGGUGUCCAUUUAGGCUCCACUGUAUCUGCUCAUAGUUAAGUCGUACAGUUGCCUAGAGGUUCUUUUAACAGUGCUUUGACCAUUUGGGACAAAAAUAUCUGUCCUUUGUUCAGAGGUGUCUGUUGUAUAGAGUGAAUGAAGGAGAGCUGAAUCAACUACACUCAUCCUUUUAUAAGAGACUGGCUAUGCUAUAAGAAACGAGUACUGGACAGUCAGAGAGAAUUAAGAAACUUAAGUACUCGAAGCAAAGAAAUUAAAAAGCUGUUAAAUCGUGAUAAAACUGAAAACAACGAAAUUUUGUAAAAUCCAAGAAGAUGAUUGCCCUGUUGGCCUAGAACUUAAGAUACAAGGGAUAAAAGUAUACUUCCCACAUCUAAAUACAGCAUUAAAACGGAAGCGAAUCUCUUGACGUGAUAAAAAAGGUCACAAACAUUUCAUAACAUCAUUCAUGACAUCAUAAUUAAGAAACUCUUAAGAAAGAAUGAGUAUUGAAAUUUCCAGAACAUUAAGAAACUG
Rhopilema esculentum is the source of this 6678-nucleotide messenger RNA. RefSeq lists its product as uncharacterized. Gene Ontology annotation, molecular function: protein binding. NCBI's taxonomy places the organism in Eukaryota, Metazoa, Cnidaria, Scyphozoa, Rhizostomeae, Rhizostomatidae. The record is from RefSeq and is a predicted model, not a curated record.